UGAAGAAUUUUCAUCUGAUGUAGACUCCAGUGAAGACAUUUUGUAUUAAAUGUGCCUCACUCAGAGAGGCAUUUCCUGGACAUGUAUUUUUCACAUGGGGGAAUGAAGAACAUUUGGUCAUGUGUGUUUAAGAGAGUGGUGUCAGGACUAAACAGUUACUGAAGAUGAAUGAAUUGUUGUUAUUAUUAUAAUACUCAUUUCCACAGUGACACCCUACAGGAUCCACACAUCAUAUCAGGACUCAAGUUCUGGUUAAGGUUCCAGAUGCCUUGGGUUUUAUUCAAAAUGUUCUUACCACUCUCAUUUAUGAAUCUCCAUUUAAUUCUUACCUUUCUAGUAAAACAUGCUUUGUUUUGUUUCUGUAACAUUUUGUAAAUUUGUCAAUGUUUUCUUAAGUACUUCACAGUGGCUUGCCAUUUUUGUUCAGAAAUAUUUAUCAAUUUUUUUGUGGUAAGUUUUAGCUAAUAUUAGUUGAAGUGUAUGCAGAGUGAAUACAUGGAACAGUAAGUGUAAAGUGUAAAAAAUUUUAAAUUACAUACAAAAUUACAGUAAAUUCUACAUAUACAACAAUAUAUAGCACUGUGUUCUAUAUAGCUUCUUUUUGUAAAUCAAAAUUUUUUCCAAAUUGAUUAUCAUAAUGUACAUUGGUCUGUAAGACCAGAUCUGGUGCCCCUAUUGUAGUGAGGUCAUUCAGUGGGCUGGUGACGUCCGAACAAUUAGGUACAAACCUCCUAUAAUAGCCAGCCAGCCCCAGGAACUGCCUCACACCCAAACAACCCAAACGGAAGGGUGACAGGAAAUCCCUGAGGAGAAUUCCGCUGAAGGGUGGGGGGGUGGGGGGCGGAGCCCUCCCCACCCUCCGUGUCUUCGUGACGUGGAGCUGAUGUUGACGGCCCAGUCAACGCCUCCCCAGCCAAUGCUGUGCACAUCCCACACUGUGCCUCGCUACUGCAUGACCCAUACACAUAUUUUCCUCCCUUAUGUCUGAAAACCUGGCCAAUAUUUCCCCAUAAUUAGUGGAUGGGUGAGGCGAGGACUAACUGCUGAUUCCGCUCUAUACUUUUGCCCCCGAAAUUGAUUGACUGGAACCAGUGGAUAUUUGUGAACAUCCAUGUGCGCACACCUCACCUUCACCACAUAGGCAUUUUCCAAAGCCCCUCAUUGAAUCAGGCUUUGAUGAACGGUGGUCUGGUUCCACCAAGGCCUGAUGUGUACUCCCUUGUAUACUCAUUGAUACAUGGUACGUUCCUGCUUGUACAUGGGAGGCUUCCAGCAAGUCAGGAAUCUGGAUCAUUAUUCUCGCUUCUCUGAGGGAGCACAGUUGCUAGAAAUGCCUGGCCUGGAAAUGAAGGGGAAGGAGAGGAGGCAGGGGUAGGGAACCCCCAGGUAGCUGGUUUCCGGGGAAUUGGCCCCUGUUUCCACAUUACAGGGAUGUGGGGAGAAAAAAAGGGGGAGAAGGAGGAGAAGUACGAGAGGGAGAGAGAGAGAGAGGGAGAGAGAGAGAGAAGAGAGUGGCUUGCCUGCCCCAGGAUACACUGCCAAGUGGUCCUCUGCCAGCUGGACUGCCUCGUCUAAAGGCAGACGGUGGUGGCACUGGACCCAUUCUGCUAUUCUCUCUGGUAUUUGGGCAACGAACUACUCCAGCACCACAAGACUGAUUACCUCUUUGGCGUCAUGACCCUCUACCAGCAGCCAUCUUCGGCAGGCGUCCCGGAGCUGCCGGGCGAUUGCGAACAGGCAGCCACGCUCACUGAGUGUGGCCAAUAGGACUGCAGCUGGAGUACCCGCCCAAUGGACCAGGUUCUGGAGCACCUGCCGGUCCUCCACCUGGGCUUUGAGCAGGGCCUGGAGGCGCUGCUCUUGGUCUUGGCGUAGCUGGAGGAGGGCCUGAUGCUGGGUCUCGUGAAAGCUGGUGAGGGACCUGACGAUCAGCCAGUGGUGAGGACUCCAUGGUGGCGCUUUUUCCUCAAUCCCAGGUUUCAGCGCCAGUGUAACACUUCCCAGGUUCAAGUAGGGAAUGAGGAAGCUGGAGGCAGGCUUGAAAUGGGCUUUUACUUUUGCUUUUCAGCGAUUUUGUUUUCAAACACACACACACACGGCUCUGGGCUGGCUGGCUCUCUCUCUCUAUCUCUCUCUUUCUGGCUCAUGACAGGAGACUCUGAAGACAUAAAAAGGACACACAUAAGUAAACUAAUAACACAUAGGUGAGAAUCAUUACUAGUUACCUUCCAGUUCAACCUGCCUUCUCUCCAUUCACAGCUGACGCCCGACCACGCCCCCGCUGCCACAAUUGCAUUUUAAUUUAAUGUAAUUUUAAUUCAGUUUGUUUUGGUUUAUCUUCAAAAUUUGAUGUGCAGUCCUAAAAUAAACUAAAAUCUUAGUGGUUCAAAUAUCUGUUAAUUAUUUCUAACACAAUAUCUAUACUGAAAUAAUUGCAGGACUAAACAAGCUGUGUGUGUGUGUGUGUGUUUUCUUCUAGUCCACAUCAUCACCUUCAUACAGCAGGUUGCUUUUUUCCCAGUUACCAAAUAAUCUUCUAAAACUUCAUUUUAAUCAUUUACAUUCAGUAAGUAUUAAUAUUUCAUUAACAGAUUUAAUGACAUUUUAAAUUAUAUUUUUUCAUCAAAUACUGUAUAGAACAUCCACAGCAUUCCCUAUUACUCCAAGUGUAAUCAAUUAGCCAAGCAGCAAAAUUCAGACAUGUCUCAGCUUUUUGGAAUAAAGAAGAGACUGUGGACAUUUUAUUUUUGGCUGAAGAGUCCACGCAUUGUUUAUGGAGAUGAUGAUGUUAAUAAUACUAAACUGUUUUAAGCUUUUAAAACAAUAUUAAUACUGUUGUGUGUUUGUGUUUUUGUGCAUUUUUGGUGUGUCUCUCUUUUAUAUUUUUAUACUUAUAUAUUUUUUAUUUUUUAUAUCUUUAUAUCUGCUGCUGUAACAAUGCAAAUUUCCCCAUUGGGGGACGAAUAAAGGAUCUUAUUAAUGCUAUUCCUGGAGGCAUUUUAAUUCAGCAUUUAAUUCACUAAUUCCAAACCCGAUACACACCUUUUACAAAAUAUGUCACAUGCUGCUCCAUUUCUAAGCACAAAUUUCAUGAUAAAAUCUAAUUUCAUGUUUUGGGAAUCAUAAAACAUAAAAAAUUAUACAUUUAGUAAUCAGUGAAAGCAGUGACCUCACCAGGACACAAUUAAUGUUAUUAUUUCAUUUUGAAAAGAAUGUACAUGAUAAGCAGUUUUCUGUGGUCUUUUGCUGGAGAUCGAGUUGCUGAACAUUUAUGAGAGCUUAUAUAUUGGAUAAUUGAAAAAAAGCUGAGUGAAUUUGUGUAGGUGAAGACCAUUAUAGUUUAUUAGUAAUGUUUAUCUGGUUUUCUGAGAUCAUCCAUCUUCUUAUAUUGAUUAUUGUAUUUGUGUGAGUUGUGUGCAGUGUUUUGUAACAGGAAUAAACUUGAACUGGAGAUUAAUGUGUAGAAUGUUUGUUAAUUUGAUCAGAAAUGACUCUGUGUGAUCACCGACUAUUCACCGACCUGGACACCUGUUAAAAGACAGGUAGAAAUUAAUUUUGCAUCAAUGUAGUUUGUGUUUGGAUUUAAUAAUAUGUGUAAAAAUGUAAAAUAAUAAACACAAGUUUUAACAUUUAACAUUGCUCAACCUGUUCUCCUUUUCUGCUCUAUGGGAACUUGUUCUACUUAUAUGAAAGUGAAAGAGUUUAGAAAGCAUUGACACAAGUGAGAGUCAUGCCAAAGUAACAACGACUGCUGAGUAAAGCAGAAGAGAUCAAGCCUGUUCGUACACAGCUGUCUGUAUAUGACCAAUAACGUCUCUUUACUAAUGGUGACAGAUGGAUCACUCUAUUCCUGACCAACCUGAUGGAUCGCAACAAUUAAAAAAGAGUGAAACCUGGGAAAAGAUAUCAGACUGUGCAGGACCCAGCAGUUCCUCCAUGAACAGUGAUGUGUUUACAGAACCACCACCAAAAAAAAUUAAAAAUGAAGUCCUCUCAUUUCACAGUGACUUGCAACAAACAUGGGACAAAACAGAACAGAAGAUUAUAAUCAGGGAUACAGGGUGUAAAUCUAUAACUACUGGACCUCAUCUUCAGGAGAAGUGCAAACUAAAUCUGAUAAAGAAGUUUCAGCAUGUGAAUGAGGUGAUAAGAAACCAGGGGAACCCAACACUUCUCAAUGAGAUCUACACAGAGCUCUACAUCACAGAAGGAGACAGUGGAAAAGUCAAUAAUGAACAUGAGGUGAGACAGAUCGAGGCAGCAACAGAGGAAACACCAGUCAAAUGCAGUGACAUCUUUAAGCCCUUAUCUGAAGAAGACAAACCCAUCAGGAGUGUUCUGACAAAGGGAGUCGCUGGCAUUGGAAAAACCAUCACUGUGCAGAAAUUCAUUCUAGACUGGGCUGAAGGGAAAACAAAUCAGGAUGUUCAUCUCAUAUUUCCACUUCCUUUCAGAGAGCUCAGUUUGAUAAAGGAUCAAAAACUGAGUCUGAUGGAGCUUCUUCAUUUCUUUUUAAAGGAGAUAAAAGAAACACAUAUUUCCAGCUUGGAGAAGGUUCUGUUCAUUUUUGAUGGAUUGGACGAGUGUCGUUUCCCUCUGGAUUUCCAGAACACAGUGAGAUUGUGUGAUGUAACUGAAUCAGCUUCAGUGCAUUUGCUGCUGAUAAACCUGAUCAAAGGGAAUCUGCUCCCCUCUGCUCUCAUCUGGAUCACCUCCCGACCAGCAGCAGCUGAUCAAAUCCCCUCUGAGUGUGUCGAUCGAGUCACAGAGGUACGAGGGUUCAAUGACCCACAGAAGGAGGAAUAUUUCAGGAAGAGGAUCAGUGAUCAGAGCCUGAGCAACAGAAUCAUCACACACCUGAAGUCAUUAAGAAGCCUCUACAUCAUGUGCCACAUCCCAGUCUUCUGCUGGAUUUCAGCCACUGUUCUAGAGAGAAUGUUGGGUGAAGCAGAGAGUGGAGAGAUCCCCAAGACUCUGACUCAAAUGUACACACACUUCCUCAUCAUUCAGACAAACAUCAUAAAGAAAAAGUACACAAAGAGCAGAGAGGCAGAUAAAGAAAUGGUUCUGAAACUGGGUAAACUGGCUUUUCAGCAGCUGAUGAAAGGUAACCUGAUCUUCUAUGAGGAAGACCUGAUGGAGUGUGGCAUUGAUGUGAUAGAAGCAUUGGUGUAUUCAGGUGUGUGUACACAGAUCUUCAGAGAGGAGUUUGGACUUCACCAGAGUAAAGUGUACUGCUUCGUUCAUCUGAGCAUUCAGGAGCACCUUGCAGCUCUGUAUGUGCACCUGACUUCUAUUGUCGAAAACGAAGAUUUUUUUAAAAAGCCUAUUAACUUGGAAAUAAUAAGUCAGAAAAUUCCAAUCUCAGAUGUACACAAGAGUGCUGUAGAUCAGGCUUUACAGAGUAAAAAUGGACAUCUGGAUCUUUUCCUUCGCUUUCUUCUGGGUCUCUCACUGGAGUCCAAUCACAUCCUCUUACAAUCCAUAGUGCCACAAACAGGAAGUAGCUCCCACAGCACACAGGAAACAGUUCAUUACAUCAAGAAGAAGAUCAGAGAGAAUCCCUCAACAGAGAAAUCUAUCAUUCUGUUCCAUUGUCUGAAUGAACUGGAAGAUCAUUCUCUAGUUGAGGAAAUCCAACACUACCUGCAAUCUGGAAAUUUACAUCAAAGCAAACUUUCUUCUUCUCAGUGGUCAGCUGUGGUGUUUAUGUUACUGACAUCAGCACAGGAACAGGAUGAGUUUGUCCUUAAUAAAUACACCAACAAAAACUGUUCAUCAGAGGAGGUUCUUCUGAAGCUCCUGCCUGUGGUUGCAGCAUCCAGAAAAGCUGACUUAAAUAACUCUGACCUGAAAGAGAAAGGUUGUGUAGCUCUGGCCUCAGUGCUCAGCUCUGAAUCCUCCAGUCUGAGAGAACUGGAUCUGUCUGGGAAUAGAUUCAAAGACUUAGGAAUGAAGUGUCUUGCUCCUGGAGUGGAGAAUCCUCACUGUAAACUGGAGACACUGAAGUGAGAUCAUCUCUCUGCGAGUCACAUGAGCCACAAGACCUUCUACAUGAAAGCUCUCUUAUAAAUUAUGACUAGUGUACCAGUAGUCACACCCCAUUUAUGUCUAUUUUUUUUCAACAUGAUAUUAUAUGUUUAACAUAGGUCCAUGAUUCUAUAUUCUCCAAAGUGAAAGUGAAUAAUUUUUCAAUUCAAUCUACGGUUCACUGACUGUUGAGGUUGAAGGUUGAAGUUCUGAUCUGUGUGUCCUGAAA
Molecule: messenger RNA, 6259 nt
Organism: Pangasianodon hypophthalmus (striped catfish)
Lineage: Eukaryota; Metazoa; Chordata; Actinopteri; Siluriformes; Pangasiidae
Product: NLR family CARD domain-containing protein 3-like
Exons: 6
Coding region: 3835-6012 (725 amino acids)
Molecular function (GO): protein binding
Source: RefSeq, a predicted model, not a curated record